Phycodurus eques (leafy seadragon) is the source of this 5163-nucleotide messenger RNA. RefSeq names its product ASXL transcriptional regulator 1 (gene asxl1). NCBI's taxonomy places the organism in Eukaryota, Metazoa, Chordata, Actinopteri, Syngnathiformes, Syngnathidae. Gene Ontology annotation, molecular function: chromatin binding; DNA binding; peroxisome proliferator activated receptor binding. The coding region runs from base 268 to 4749 and encodes 1493 amino acids. Gene Ontology annotation, cellular component: PR-DUB complex. The transcript has 12 exons. Gene Ontology annotation, biological process: animal organ morphogenesis; positive regulation of transcription by RNA polymerase II. The record is from RefSeq and is a predicted model, not a curated record.
ACAGACAGACAGCCUGAGCCUUCCUUCCCCACAAUCGCGCUGCAUCCCCACAGUGUCUGUUGCGCUUAUUUAGGAACAGGCACCAACGUAUUUUCCACGCUAGCAACAUACACUCGGGCGUGGUAGGCGUCUUAAAGGGCCGACAACGCGAAAAGCACUCGUAUUGUUUCGAGGCUACACACAGCCAACCGAGAACGUCGUAGCCGUGUUAGCAGGUAGCUAAACCGCCACAGUCUUCAGGGCGCUUUGCAGGCCAGUGCGGAGGAAAUGAAGGACAAACAAAAGAGAAAGAAGGAGCGGACCUGGGCUGAGGCGGCUCGCAUGGUGUUGGAGAACUUCUCUGAUGCGCCUAUGACCCCGAAACAAAUACUUCAUGUCAUCCAGACCAAGGGGCUAAAGGAAAUGCGAAGUGGUACAGCACCUUUGGCCUGCCUGGUAACAAUGCUUCACUCUCAGGUGAGGGGAGAUCGGGUCAAGAACAGUAUCUUCUUUAAGUUGCCUGGACGGAUGAGCUUGUUCACUCUAAAGAAGAAUGCUCUGCAGUGGACAAAGACUUCAGAGUCAGAAACACCAUCUGAGCUGGUGAGCAGCGCUGCAACCCCAACCUCCAGCCACACCACCAUCACAGAGUGUGCAGCAGUUGGCCCCACUGAGACAACUGAGCAGGAGAGCUGCAACUCUACUGAGACCACUGCUUCCAAUUUGGCCUUAACAGAUGAAACUUCAUCCAGUGUUACCGGUUCCACUGAGCUGCAAUCUACCAGUCAGCCUCAGACCCGUCUCAGCAGAGCAGCAGGAUUGCAGGGACGGACUGACACUCAGCAGGUCCAACAUGUUCAGCACACGCAGACCAGACUCAGCCGGUCCCGACAGUCAGGGAGGCAGCGAAAGAAAGCAGUCAUGAUGCCACGUGUUGUCCUCACUCCUCUUAAAGUCAAUGGAGAGCACGUGCCCUCGGGACCGAUGAAGAGGAGUCGAGGAGGGGUGGAUGUGGACUUUGAAACGCCAGGCUCCAUUCUUGUCAACACCAACAUCAGAGCUCUCAUUAAUGUGAGAACCUUUACAGCAUUCCCAGCCCAGUCCCAGCAGCAGCUACUACAGCUUCUCCCAGAAGUGGACCGCCAGAUUGGACCAGAUGGAAUGGCCAGAUUGAGUAAUUCAGCCCUCAACAAUGAGUUCUUUACACAUGCCUCCCAAAGCUGGAAAGAGAGGUUAGCUGAGGGGGAGUUCACUCAUGAGAUGCAGGUGCGAUUCCGGCAGGAAAUGGAGAAGGAGAAGAAGGUAGAGGCAUGGAAGGAAAAGUUUUUUGAGGAGUACCAUGGACAGAAGUCUGGCCUGACGAGAGAGGAAUCCCUUAAGCUCACAAUGGGUGAUUCGAGUGAAGUCACAACAAGUGUCUUGGACAGUGACAGCGUCUCUGUGGUGUCAGCCGGUGCCCCCAAGAGACGCAGUGUGGGUCGGCGGAGAAGAGAUGGUAGGAUGAGGAGACGUACCCGAGCUGAUCUGCGUCGCAGGGCCCGUCGGACCCUAUGCAAAACCAGCUCUCCAGUCCUGCAUUCUGCAGAAGCUGCUGAGGACGUUGCCUCUCUGGAAACCUCCACAGUUUCUAUUGGUUCGCCCAUGUCAGAAAGUACAGUUAUUCAAGGGGAGGUGGUGCUACAGGCUGAAUGUGACGAGGAGCUCCCACCAGAUGACGUCUCCAUUGAGCCAAAGACUGCCACCCCUGAACCAGUCCUACUACCAGACCCCACUCCAACUCCUAUUCCCAGUCCAGCAUCCACCAGUGAUGACAAAGAACCAAACAUUUCAGGCUGUCUGCUCCCCGAAGAGGUUGCACCUGUAUUAGCUUGCGCCUCAUCCCCUUCGUCCUCCUCUUCUUCCUCUGACUCGUCACCUUCAUCCUCACCUUCCUCAGCUUCUGAUCAACAGGGAGUGUUUACCACUGGCUUGGACUCUUCUUCCUCCUCUUCUGUGUCAUCUGGUGCCGCAGUCACUACAGAUCAACUGGAUGACACUGCAUCCGUCAUCACCUCUGUCACAGGUGGAACAGCCACCAGCAGCCGUGAGAGCAGCCCCUCAGAUAGCCCAGCAGGGACCCCUGCACCCAGCAUUCAGCACAAGGAACAGAAGAGAAGGCCCGAUGAGACCCGGGCCUUCUCCAGCUUCCCCGAAAAGAGGCCACGGUUGAAUGACCAGCAGUCCUUUCGUACCACAAUUGACAGGGUCCAUUCAGAGAAACCGCAGCCGACAACGGAGGAACCCAAGGUGCCUCCAAUCCGGAUUCAACUGUCCAGAAUCAAACCUCCCUGGAUCAAAGGGCACCCCACCUACCAGAUCUGCCCCCGCAUCGUGCCCCCUGGAGAGGCCUCGCGGCGGUCGGGGACGGGGGGUGCGCGGACGCUUGCCGACAUCAAAGCCCGUGCGCAGCAAGCCCGUGCCCAGCGCGAAGCCGCUGCUGCUGUUGCAGCCUCUGCCGAAGGGCCAGGGCCGACCAGGGUCCGGCUGCGGCCUGCUGCUGGGUUACCGGAUAGCAACAGUGGACAGAGAGCGCAAGAACAUCCAGGACCUAUUGAGCCAGGAGGAGGAAGUGGAAGAAGGGGAGGUGGUGGGACACAGGAGCAAGGAAAGACUUCAGCAACAAAUUCGUCUGGAACACAAUUACAGCAUCCCAGUAUAGACGGCCAAACUCUGUCUUCACCAUCCCCACCUGCUACCUCAACUUCUGUGUUCUCAGAGCACUCGCAGACACCAAGCCCUCCUCAAAAAGGCAUGGGAAGGCUUCCUGUCGCAUCAUCCAACGUCCACACCCCUUCUGACAGACCCAUGGGCCAGGCAACUGACCUUCCCUGUCGAGAGACUAACACAAUCUCAAAUUAUGUAACCUCCCCGCUUGAUAGACAAAACAAGAUUGCAGUGUCUGCUACAUCCCCUCCCGAGAGGCUCGACCCUGCAAGGGAAAAAAGGCCACUCGCUCCAACCUCCAUCCCCGAUUCUCUUCCCAGGUUUGGGGCUCAGGGUGCGGUUGUUCAGAAGCUGGUCAGAUCCGUGACGCCUAUAGAGGUUGAACACAAGAAAGAGCGAUGCCUAGGUGGUGUCAUUCAACACAUUUCCCGUCAUCAUGACUCACAGAACGCUGAAUCGGCUACCACCGUGCAACAAGCAGAAGCAUCAUCUCCCACCGUGGACUCCUCCAGCAGAGAUGAUGAGGGUGGGACACACAGUGAUUCCACAGAAACGGCUUCAGACUGUGAGAACGAGAGCCAGGUAGAUGAGCAGCAGUCUGAACAAGAUUGGUGUUCCCAGAUGAGAACCCAGAGAAAGAUGCAGGAAGCCAUUUGUAGCCCUCCUCAGAACCGCCAGCCAGUUAUCCAAACCCACGAGUCCAGUUGCCACAGUCAAACGGUCAUUCAGCCUUGCUUUCCCAAUGGUAUCGCUCAUCCUCAACAGACCCAGCCCCUUUCUCAAGAUUGCCACUCUCAGAGCAAUGUUGUUGUCAAAGUUGAAUCUGUGGAUGAUUGGCGAAGCACCACACAGUCAUCUGCUGAAGAAGAGUAUAAUGGACGUAUUAAGCCCUCUUCUUAUCCUUCAAGUAUUUCUGGAACGUCAAAGAAACUGUCCACUUCGACCAGACCAGUGUCCAGUGUGGAAGCCAACAAUCCUUUAGUAACACAGCUUCUACAGGGUAGCCUUCCCUUGGAUAAAGUUCUACUCCCACACUCUGUCGACAGGCUAGAAAUCAGCCGACCCGCAGGACCCCAGCGACGACCCGCCAACGUGGCUGAUGCGUCAGCCCAGUUACCCAACUCUCAAGGAACUGUAGCCUUGCAAUCCAAGUCCCAGAAAAGCUACCCUGUGUCAUGUUUAAUGGAGACCCCAACUACAUCACAGUGUCAGUCUCAACAGGCUCCUGGAGCUGUCCCUGUCAUCACUUCUCCGGCGUUCCCCACAUCCUCCUCCAGUUGCAUCUCGAGCAGCUCUAACCAUAGCCUACAGACAUCAAUUAUCAAAGAGUCACCUGUCCAUCAGCCGUCACAAGGGGCUAUUCCAGACAGGAGUCAGUCUGCUCACAGGACCAUAUUGAAUGGGCCAUCUCCACCUCAUGCAGACCCUUGUCCGACAGAAGUUGUGCCUAGUCUUAAGAUCAACUGGCGAUCCCCGCAGUCUCAGAUCCCACUCCCCAACCAACAAGAGCCAACCCCUGUUCCCAAUGUGAAGACUGAAGUUGGUUCAAAGCCUUCUUGUCAGGCAGUUGCUAAAGCGUCCGUUGUUGUUACCAAGAAAGAGCCUAUAAGCUCUAUGGAUGGUUACCCCAGUGGAGGGGCAAUGGAGGGACUCCUCAAUAUGGAGAUGAAUUUGUCUCGGAUGGCUAAAAAAGAGUUCAGCAAAGCUCCAUACUCCUCCAGUUAUCACUCGUCCCCCUCCUCUCUCCCCUUCCAGCUCUAUGGAAAAAUUUCCAAGCAGGGUGAGAGUCUCGGAGGCGUCAGCUACACAGCCAAUGUAUCCGUGAUGGACAAUAGCAGCUUUUCUCGAAACAUGGCGGAUGGCGUACUCCAGCUGCGACCUCGUAUGGCCACCAGCCAGGCCACGCUCAGCAUCCAGACCUUCACUGACAGUACAGCAGAGGAGGUGUCACUCAAGUGCUCCUGUCGCCUCAAAGCCAUGAUUAUGUGCCAAGGCUGCGGGGCCUUCUGCCAUGAUGAUUGCAUUGGGCCCUCCAAGCUCUGUGUCUCUUGUCUGGUGGUGAGAUAAUAUGUUGAAGCACUGCAGUUACCGUGGCAGUCUCUUGGAUAGGAUCAAGUCCACACAGGAGUGGUCAGACAGGCAAGAUUUGCCUUGUAUAUUAUUACUGGGUUGUUUGUUUUUGUUGCACAUUUUCAGAUUUUCUUUUUAGCUGUAAUUAUAUAUUAUUGAUAUUCUUUUUAUUGACUAUUAAUAUUAUUGUUUUGAGGCAUGGUUAUUUGCUAACGUUUUGGUUAUCAUGCCUCAAAAACAUUUACCUCAUCUUGUUCCACCAGUCAUUAUUAGGUGGCCAUUGUUUUUUUUUCAUGUUGUCUCUGCGCAAAGAAGUAUUUUUUUAACCAUUAAAGAAGUAAAGAACAGCAUUUUGUCUGUCAUUUAAAUUUGUCUAUUCCUCAGCUUUAAUUGUAGUGAUAUAAAAUAGUG